Molecule: messenger RNA, 1667 nt
Organism: Triticum dicoccoides
Lineage: Eukaryota; Viridiplantae; Streptophyta; Magnoliopsida; Poales; Poaceae
Exons: 2
Coding region: 382-1422 (346 amino acids)
Source: RefSeq, a predicted model, not a curated record
ACCGCCGCCUGCCCGACCGGGGUCGCCGCCACCCGCGCCCUCACACCUCGCCCGCGCCGCCACUGCCCCGCCUCGCGUCGUCGGCGCCCCUCACGACCCUGGCCCACACCUCCCUCGCAGCGCUCCCGGUCCGCUUGCCGCCCUGCCUCAUGGCGAGAGGGGAGGCGAUUUGGUCAAGCCGUCUGCGGUCCAGGUUUCUGGUGGCGACUGCUGCGUCUGGAGGUGUGCUGCCGCUACGUCUGCUUGGGUACACAGCCUGAAGGCUGGGGCGAGCUGCCAUGUGAUCUGAUAAGGCGGAUUGUCGAGGAUUAUCUGUCCUGCGGAAUUGACAGGCUACGCCUCUCAUGGAUCAACAGGCACUGGGGCGAAACCAUCCGCGAUAUGAAGCUGCCAGAUCUGCCAUGGAUGCUCCUUCCUUCAACCAGCACUCCGAUGUUUUUUGUACCUGUGACUCGGUGCCUGCACAAGAUCUGGCUUCCGGCUGCACUUAAGAGUGGGAUGCUGUGUGGGUCAUCGGGGCCAUGGAUAUUCAUCAGCCUCGGGUACCCGGAGCGCCAAUUCAUUGUAUACAACCUAUGCAAUGGAGAGAAGAGAGGUCGCAUUGACCUGCCGGUGACGAUACUGGACAAGGAAGGUAUGACUCACGAGGUCUGGGUUGAGAUGGCAGCCCUCUCACGCCCCCCUUCAACCGCUGGGUACACGGUGGCUGCAGUGGUAGGCAUUGGCGAAUCCCUUGUUCACACCAUAGCGACGUGGGAGUCCAAGGAUGAUCACUGGACUGAGAUUGGAACUGUGGAAGAUGGGGUGUUCGACAUGUUGUUCUAUCAGGGCUCCUUCCACUUCCUCACGUCCAAUGAAGAUCUGAUCAGGCUUGUUCCGGAGGGCCUCUCAUUCAGAAUGGAGCGUUAUCAUGUUAAGUUUCGCUCCAGCAAACCGAUUGAUGAUUACUAUGAAGCUCAGGAGAAAGGUUACAUACUGAGUAGGUACCUGGUGGAGUCCACAGCAGGACAUCUUCUGUUUGCCGUGAAAGUUACGCAUGAUAGCAAGAAAACAUUUGAUAUCAAGCUGCUGCGUCUGUCUGUUGACGAUGCCGGCCAAGCCAGGUGGGCCCAUUACAAGAACACAGCCGAUGAAAUGAUUUACCUAGGUCAGGCUUCCUCAGUAUCUUGUGUCAGUCAGGGUGAGCCAACCAUUCAUUUUCUUGAUGACCGUCUGGUGAAGAGCGAGGACGGGGUGGAUCACUACUACAGGUGGGACAUGGGAGGGUUGCAGCCCCAUGUCCUCCAGGUUGGCUGGUACGCUUACCGAACACCAAACGAAGAAUCCAGGUUCUGCUAUCGAGGACCAGACGACAUAGGAGCGACUGACAUACCAACACCAGUUUGGUGCAAGCCCCAGUCUGGUGGUUCUACCACUGACUGACUGCCACUCCUGUGACCAUCGUCGUCAAUGCUUAGUCCAGCUCCGCUUGUUUUCAAGGAUUCACAUUACCCCUUUCUCUCUUUACUCAUUAUAUGUAGUGAGUGUGUGCUAGCUGUAUGUGAAUUCUGCUCCCUAGGAUUGCAAUUCAUCUUAUUCCCUGUAUAUCUGGAUUCAUAAUGCGUCCUUUCAACUUUUGCUUGUAUGAAAGGUGAUCGUUACAUGGUUUGUAACAAGAGCCAAUUCUA